Molecule: messenger RNA, 1642 nt
Organism: Phasianus colchicus (ring-necked pheasant)
Lineage: Eukaryota; Metazoa; Chordata; Aves; Galliformes; Phasianidae
Product: very-long-chain enoyl-CoA reductase-like
Biological process (GO): very long-chain fatty acid biosynthetic process
Molecular function (GO): oxidoreductase activity, acting on the CH-CH group of donors
Source: RefSeq, a predicted model, not a curated record
GCCGGCGCCGCCCGAUCGGCAGCGGCACGAGGCUGGGGACGGCGCCGCGGCGGCCCGCAGGAUGGGCGGCAGGGCCGGCUUCUUCGAGGUGGAAAUCCUUGACUGGAAGACAAAGGAACAGCUAUGCUUCCUAGAUAAGGUGGAACCAAAUGCUACAAUUAGGGAGAUAAGAUCAAUGUUCCAUAAAUUAUAUCCCCAGUGGUAUCCAGCAAGACAGUCAAUAAAACUUGAUCCAAAAGGAAAGUCCCUGAGGAAUGAGGAAAUCCUGCAGCACCUCCCUGUUGGCACAACUGCUACUUUAUACUUUAAAGAUUUAGGGCCACAGAUAGGAUGGACUACGGUAUUUUUGAUAGAAUAUACAGGUCCAUUGUUCAUCUAUUUUCUGUUUUAUUUCCGCAUGCCUUUUGUGUAUGGACUGGAUGAGAGGUUUACAUCAAGCCCACAUCCAGUAGUUAACUUGGCAUGUAUCUGCCAUUCUUUCCACUACAUCAAAAGGUUGAUUGAAACAAUAUUUGUUCAUCGGUUCUCCCAUGGGACUAUGCCUCUGAGGAAUAUUGUGAAGAACUGUUUGUAUUACUGGGGAUUUGCAGCUUGGCUUGCUUAUUACAUCAAUCAUCCUCUUUACACUCCUCCUUCUUAUGGGAAAAAACAGAUUAAUUUUGCUGUGAUCAUGUUUCUGCUAUGUGAAGCUGGAAAUUUUUCCAUUCAUGUUGCACUUAGUGACCUCCGGAGAGAUGGGUCCAAAACUCGUAAGAUCCCAUAUCCAACAAAGAAUCCUUUCACAUGGCUGUUUUUCUUUGUAUCUUGCCCUAACUAUACCUAUGAGGUGGGGACAUGGAUCAGUUUCACUAUCAUGACUCAAUGCGUUCCAGUGGGGCUGUUCACCUUGCUUUGCUUCAUUCAGAUGACAAUCUGGGCAAAGGAUAAACACUAUACCUACCUACGAGAAUUCAAGGAUUAUCCAAGUGUUCGAAUGCCAAUUAUUCCUUUUUUGUUGUAAGAAAAGUUCAGUUUCAAGAUUGCAUAGAACUUGAAGAAGAAAAAGCUCAUGGAUUUUUUUAUUCAUAAAUCUCCUGCCAAAUAAGUGAAUUAAUUGAAAUGAUUCUGGUGUACGCUAAAUCUCCACUGCUGAGAGAAACUAUACUUCCUUAUAUUCAAGAAUUCUUCAAUUCAGAAGCACCUUCAAAAAAUAAGGCUUCAUUGCAGAGCUGGUAGCCAAAAGCCCCUAUAGUUCACUGCAUCCUGGUUGACUGAGAUUUUCCUGCACUAGUCCAUUUAGAUUGAUACAUCAGAGAUACUGAUAAGCUUGUUCUGAAAAGCAGCUCCAAAUUUAGUAGUGGCAUUCUGCAAGACUGUGACAUAAGUACAUUGGAAUGAGGACAUAGCAGCCAACUACAAGAAAGCUCAACUCAUACAGUAUGGCCAGCAGGCCUGAAGACAGUUGCAUGUUUUGCCUUUUUUGACUUGAAAAAGAGAGUGUUCUGCCUGGAGGCAGGUACUUUGUGACAAACAACAUUACCAAAGAAUAUGAAUGGCUCCUGGAAUAAAGAAUUAGGCAGUCUCUCAAAUACCUGCUUUGGGUCUAAGCUAUAAUUUGCAAAUUGGAUCUAAAGAAAGAAGAAUUUGUGGAUAUAACAUCCAU